AUGGCAAUGAACAUCGACUCUUUCAAACAACUAACAACCCGAAUCGGACAUUUACUGAUGCGAAGAUGUGGUUCAAUGUCAACUUUAAUUACCUUCGUCGUUUACGCUCCAAAAUCAAGAUACGACAAAGAAAAAGUCGAGGCUUUCUAUAUGGACCUGGAGAAGUUCUACGGAAAAGAUUAUAACUUCUACAAGGUCACAGUUGGCGAUUUCAACGCUAAAAUUGCCCCCAAAAAGAACACCUGA
Necator americanus (New World hookworm) is the source of this 246-nucleotide messenger RNA. RefSeq lists its product as uncharacterized. Bases 1 to 246 code for a protein of 81 amino acids. The transcript has a single exon. Lineage: Eukaryota; Metazoa; Nematoda; Chromadorea; Rhabditida; Ancylostomatidae. The record is from RefSeq and is a predicted model, not a curated record.